GAAAUCUGCCAUAUUUGUGUGACAUUGGGAGGUUUUUAUUAGCAAAUUCGCGAUUUGUGUGUGGUUUUGUCGCAAUUUCAGCGUGCUACACAGUCGCAAAGGCCGCUAUUUGCAGUGCAGCGUCUUGUCUGGACACUCAGCUGUGCAGAAGGGGGCGAUUUGGGCAGUUGCGUGGUGAACUUGAGGCCAGAAGUGGCAGACAAAGUUGCGGACUUUGGAUGUUUGCAAGCCACAAUGGGCAGUGAGUGAGUGCACACAGGAAGAUCUUUCACAAUGAACUCCAUCCCCUCGACGGCGCCCACGUCGGCGGACGCCUGCCUCAGUAUUGUGCACUCGCUGAUGUGCCACCGGCAGGGGGGCGAGACCGAGGGCUUCGCGAAGCGCGCCAUCGAGAGCCUGGUGAAGAAGCUGAAGGAGAAGCGCGACGAGCUGGACUCUCUCAUCACGGCCAUCACGACAAAUGGGGCGCAUCCCAGCAAGUGCGUGACAAUUCAGCGCACCCUCGACGGGCGACUGCAAGUGGCCGGACGCAAGGGCUUCCCGCACGUUAUCUACGCACGCAUCUGGCGCUGGCCGGACCUGCACAAGAACGAGCUGAAGCACGUGAAGUACUGUCAGUACGCGUUCGACCUCAAAUGUGACUCUGUGUGCGUGAAUCCCUAUCACUAUGAGCGCGUCGUGUCGCCCGGCAUCGACCUGAGCGGUCUCACGCUGCAGUCCGGGCCGAGCAGGAUCGUCAAGGAUGAGUACUCGGCGGGCGCCAUGGUGCCGGGUGCGCUGGAAAUGGAGGCCCUGGACGCGGGCACAAUCCAGCACCAUCCGCCGCCGAUCAACAACUCAUCCUACCCAGGAUACCAGCAAGCUCCCCACACCAUGACCGUUCCGCCGGACAGUGGCCUCCAGGCGAGCGCUUGCAUCCAUCCCGGGGCGCCGCAGGUGCAGCAGCAGCCCAUUGUGUCGCUACCGGGCAUGCCAUCCGGCGCCCAGGCGAGCGUGAUGUCCGCCUCGGCGGCCCCUGACGCCACUCUGCAGUCGCAAUCGCCAUCACAGUCCUACUACGCCGGCACGGCGACUGGACAGGCGCCGAGCAGUGCCCCAGAGCCGCUUCCCGUGGAUCCACAGACGCAGCCCGGCGCGACUGGCAGCAUGACAAUUAUCCAGUCGUCGGGCGGCGGACACCAGCAGAAGAACGGCUACGUAGCUGGCGCGGCGGCACCCACCGGUGGCGGCGGCGGCAGUGGAGCAGCCGGUCAAGUGCAAUCGACACAGCCCUUCACAUCCACAGAGUCCAUUCAGGGCACCUGGACGGGCUCCAGCACGCUGACCUACACGCAAUCAAUGCAGCCGCCGGACAUGCGACAGAACCAGUCAAUGUUCUGGUCGCACGGCAACUCCCAUAUCCAGGGCGAGGUGUUUGGGCAUCAGCGUCUGUUGUCGCGCCAGCCCGCGCCGGAGUACUGGUGCUCCGUGGCAUAUUUCGAGCUGGACACGCAGGUGGGGGAGACAUAUAAAGUGCCGUCGUCGAAGCCCAAUGUCAUUGUCGACGGCUAUGUGGAUCCGUCUGGUGGGAAUCGCUUCUGCCUAGGCGCACUCAGCAAUGUGCAUCGCACGGAGCAGAGUGAGCGCGCCAGGUUGCACAUCGGCAAAGGCGUGCAGCUAGACCUGCGCGGCGAAGGCGACGUGUGGAUGCGCUGCCUCAGUGAUCACUCGGUCUUCGUGCAGAGCUACUAUCUGGACCGCGAGGCGGGCAGAACGCCCGGAGAUGCGGUGCACAAGAUCUACCCAGCGGCUUACAUUAAGGUCUUCGACUUGCGUCAGUGCUACAGGCAGAUGCAGUCUCUGGCGGCGAAUGCUCAGGCCGCGGCUGCGGCGCAGGCGGCGGCCGUGGCCGGACUCCCAGGAUCUCAAAUUGGCGCCCCACCGAGAAGUCUCAAUGCGGCGGCGGGCAUCGGUGUGGACGAUCUGCGGCGCCUCUGCAUCCUGCGGCUGAGCUUCGUGAAGGGCUGGGGCCCCGACUAUCCGCGCCAGAGCAUCAAGGACACGCCGUGCUGGGUGGAGGUGCACCUGCAUCGCGCCCUGCAGCUGCUGGACGAGGUGCUGCACACGAUGCCGAUCGAUGGCCCGCGCACGGUGGAGUGAGAGCGCCCCCGAUGACUUCUCAGAGAGCCAUUUCUACAUUAUGUAUGUGUACAUAUUUAAUUGGAGGAGAGAAACAUUUAAUAAAACAUUCACACAA
This is a messenger RNA of Phlebotomus argentipes, 2236 nucleotides long. RefSeq names its product mothers against decapentaplegic homolog 4 (gene Med). Gene Ontology annotation, biological process: BMP signaling pathway; cell differentiation; anatomical structure morphogenesis. Gene Ontology annotation, cellular component: heteromeric SMAD protein complex. The record is from RefSeq and is a predicted model, not a curated record. The transcript has 6 exons. Lineage: Eukaryota; Metazoa; Arthropoda; Insecta; Diptera; Psychodidae. The coding region runs from base 274 to 2139 and encodes 621 amino acids. Gene Ontology annotation, molecular function: DNA-binding transcription factor activity, RNA polymerase II-specific; I-SMAD binding; RNA polymerase II cis-regulatory region sequence-specific DNA binding.